AUGGUACCAAAAUUGUCGUUUAACAUUAAAUUCUUUAUAGCUGCAAUAUGCAUGCUCGAUCGGGAAACCUGUGUUGCAAGGCUGCGUAUACUGGGAGGCAGGGAUGCCCUCAAAAAUGAAUUCCCUUUUGCUGUACGCUUGGAGCUGCAGUUCGUGACAAAAGUCUGGGGGAUAACACAAGUCAAGUAUCACCCUUUCUGCACUGGAGCCGCACUCACUCCAUCUUGGAUACUAACUGCGGCACAUUGUGACGAUGAAAAUGUUUUAAAACUGCUUUUUCAUAAGUUGAUCACAGCGAAACCUAGGAAGUUUGCAAGAUAUAAUAGCUAUUUUCCAAAUGAAUUCGGCCAGUUAAGUCCGAUCACCAAAGUUUUACUUUAUCCAGGUUACUGUAUACUCCAUUCUGGUACCAUUCGCACGGGAAAAUAUGACUUAGCGAUGUAUAAGACUGAAAAUUUAAUAGUCAGUCAGUAUGGAAAGAUAAGUGCAAUUGACUACGGGGCUUUGUUAGGACACGAAGCAAUUUUGCUGGGUUUUGGGGGGACUAAUGCUACUCCAUGGGAGAAACCCUUGCAAGUUUUAAAGACAAUCUUUAUUAAAUGUGGCGAAAGAGAGGGGCAUCAGUUUGGCAUGCUAUGUGUGGUACCAACCUGCGGGCUGGAGGCGACGGGUUGCGGAGGAGAUUCAGGGGGUCCUGUUGUCCAUGCUUCGGGAAUUGUGGGGACUAUACAUGGUGGCGGUGGAUAUUGUAACGAGUUUAGCCACAAAAUUAUUCCAGGACGUGCUGCUGGCAUUAUUUCUAUGGUCAGUCCCGUUGUUGAUUGGAUAUCGAACAUUGUGAACAAUAAAACUAAUGAAAGAUAA
This is a messenger RNA of Pararge aegeria (speckled wood butterfly), 864 nucleotides long. Its product is annotated as venom peptide isomerase heavy chain-like. NCBI's taxonomy places the organism in Eukaryota, Metazoa, Arthropoda, Insecta, Lepidoptera, Nymphalidae. Gene Ontology annotation, molecular function: serine-type endopeptidase activity. The coding region runs from base 1 to 864 and encodes 287 amino acids. Gene Ontology annotation, biological process: proteolysis. The record is from RefSeq and is a predicted model, not a curated record. The transcript has a single exon.